CGACGCGGCUAAUCGUCCGCCGGGCCCCUCGUGCGCGUAGCGGACGACGAUGCGCGCGGCGGGGACCAGCCGCACCUCCACGACCGGACCCUCCUCCUCCUCCUCCUCCUCCCCCCCGGCGCCGCCGCCGCCGCCUGUUCGCUGCGAGGAAGAAGAAGAAGGAGAAGAAGGAGGAGAAGAAGGAGGAGGAGGAGGAGAGGAAGAGGAAGGAGCCCGCUGCUAGGCACCGCGCGGCUCGGCGGCUCGGCGGCGGAGACUGCGGCUUGUCAUCGAUCGAUCCCCCGGAAGCUUCGCCUCCAUCGUGACGGGAGACAUUAGCCAAGAUGAUGUGCGAGGUGAUGCCCACCAUCAGCGAGGACACGGCGCUGAACCAGCGCGGCUCGCAGAGCAGCGCCUCGGACCCGGACUCGCACUUCGAGCAGCUGAUGGUCAACAUGCUGGACGAGCGGGACCGGCUGCUGGACACGCUGAGGGAAACCCAGGAGAGCCUCGGGCUGGCGCAGCAGCACCUGCAGGACGUCAUCUACGACCGCGACUCGCUGCAGCGCCAGCUCACCUCCGCCCUGCCACAGGAGUUCGCGGCGCUGACCAAGGAGCUGAAUGCCUGCAGGGAGCAGCUGCUGGAGAAGGAGGAGGAGAUCUCUGAGCUGAAAGCCGAGAGGAACAACACCCGGCUGCUGCUGGAACAUCUGGAGUGCCUGGUGUCGCGACACGAGCGCUCCCUGCGCAUGACGGUGGUCAAGCGGCAGGCCCAGUCGCCGUCGGGCGUGUCCAGCGAAGUCGAGGUCCUCAAAGCGCUCAAGUCCCUGUUCGAACACCACAAAGCCCUCGAUGAGAAGGUCAGGGAGAGACUACGGGUGUCGCUGGAGAGGGUGUCCGCCUUGGAGGAUGAGCUCACCGCAGCCAAUCAGGAGAUUGUGGCCUUACGGGAACAGAAUGCCCACAUCCAGAGGAAGGUGGCGUCCGGCGACGGAGGAGAGGACAUCCUGGACGGGAGCGAAGCUCAGCAGAAGGUCCACGGCAAGCGCCUGUCGAACGGCUCCCUGGAGUCGGCCCACGAGGCGAGCCAGGUGGUGGAGCUGCAGGACCUGCUGGAGAAGCAGAACUACGAGCUGGCCCAGAUGAAGGAGCGCAUGUCCUCGCUCUCGUCCCGCGUGUCCGAGGUGGAGCAGGAGCUGGAGACGGCCCGCAAGGACCUCAUCAAGUCGGAGGAGAUGAACAACAAGUACCAGAGGGACAUCAAAGAGGCCAUGUGUCAGAAGGAGGACAUGGAGGAGCGGAUCGUCACGCUGGAGAAGCGCUACCUGAGCGCCCAGCGAGAGUCCACCUCGGUGCACGACAUCAACGACAAGCUGGAGAACGAGCUGGCCAACAAGGAGGCGUUCCUCCGACAGAUGGAGGAGAAGAACCGGCAGCUCCAGGAGCGGCUGGAGCUCGCCGAGCAGAAGCUGCAGCAGACCAUGAGGAAGGCGGAGACGCUGCCCGAGGUGGAGGCCGAGCUCGCGCAGAGGAUAGCGGCCCUCACCAAGGCGGAGGAGCGUCACGGGAGCAUCGAGGAGCGGAUGAGGCACUUGGAAUGCCAGCUGGAGGAGAAGAACCAGGAGCUGCUGAGGGCUCGCCAGAGAGAAAAGAUGAACGAAGAGCACAACAAGCGGCUGUCGGACACGGUGGACCGGCUCCUCACGGAAUCCAACGAGCGUCUCCAGCUCCACCUGAAGGAGAGGAUGGCCGCUCUGGAGGAGAAGAACGUGUUGAUUCAAGACUCGGAGGGCUACAGGAAACAGUACGAGGACUCCAUCCACGAAAAAACCCAUCUGGCCGAGGAGCUUGAGAAGCUGAGGUCCGAGCUCGACCAAUUCAGACUGAGGGCAGGCUCCCUCACGGAACCCACCCUGUCAAGGUCUCAUUUGGACGCGUCAACCGAGCUUCGGUUCUCUCUGGGGUCUCUGGCUGAAACGCAGUCGGACCACUACCGCUCAGCCAAGGUCAUCCGCCGGCCGAGGAGAGGUCGAGUCGGCCUGCACGAAACCAAGGCGAAGUCGCUGGGCGAGCACGAGUGGCGCUCGCAGCAGCUCGGGGUCCUGGGCGGCCACCACUUCGAGAGCGACACCGAGAUGUCGGACAUCGACGACGACGACAGGGAGACGCUGUUCAGCUCCAUGGACCUGCUCUCGCCCGGCGGCCACUCCGACGCACAAACCCUGGCCAUGAUGCUGCAGGAGCAGCUGGACGCCAUCAACAAGGAGAUUCGGCUGAUCCAGGAGGAGAAGGAGUCCACGGAGCUGCGGGCGGAGGAGAUCGAGAACCGGGUGGCCAGCGUCAGCCUCGAGGGGCUCAACCUGGCCCGCAUGCACCACCACGGAGCCUCCAUCACUGCCUCGGCCACGGCCUCGUCCCUGGCCUCCUCGUCGCCGCCCAGCGGACACUCCACGCCCAAGCUCGACCCCCGCAGCCCCGCUCGGGACAUGGAGCGCAUGGGGGUCAUGACCCUGCCCAGCGAUCUGAGGAAGCACAGGAGAAAGAUAGCAGCGGUGGAAGAGGAUGGCCAGGACAAGGCCACCAUCAAGUGCGAGACCUCCCCGCCUGCGACGCCGCGCACAGUCCGAAUGACGCACACACUGCCAGCCUCCUCGCACAACGACGCAAGAGGGAUCGUGGCCUCCCUGGAGGCGGAGGCCAGCGCCCUGAGCAGCGUGGCCAGCAGCCAGGACUCCCUGCACAAGCAGCCGAAGAAGAAGGGCAUCAAGUCGUCCAUCGGGCGGCUGUUCGGCAAGAAGGAGAAGGGCCGCAUGGCCCACAUGGCACACAGACACGUCAUGGUGGACCCCCACGCGACCCUGAUGGACCCCGACAUGGCGGGCCAGGACAUGGGGCUGGGCAAGCUGGGCACUCAGGCCGAGAAGGACCGCAGGUUGAAAAAGAACGGACACGAGCUGUUGGAGGAGGCCAGGAGAAAGGGUUUACCCUUCGCCCAGUGGGACGGCCCAACGGUUGUAGCCUGGCUGGAGCUGUGGCUGGGGAUGCCGGCGUGGUACGUGGCGGCGUGCCGGGCCAACGUGAAGAGCGGCGCCAUCAUGUCGGCGCUCUCCGACACCGAGAUCCAGAGGGAGAUCGGCAUCAGCAACCCGCUGCACCGGCUCAAGCUCCGGCUGGCCAUCCAGGAGAUGGUCUCGCUCACCAGCCCCUCGGCCCCGCCCACCUCCAGAACCCCGUCAGGCAACGUGUGGUUGACCCAUGAGGAGAUGGAGACCAUGGCGGCCCCUUCCAAAACGAAGUCCCAGUCUGAAGAAGGGAGCUGGGCACAGACUCUAGCUUACGGCGACAUGAACCACGAGUGGAUAGGCAACGAGUGGCUGCCCAGUCUCGGACUACCUCAGUACCGCAGCUACUUCAUGGAGUGCCUGGUGGACGCCCGCAUGCUGGACCACCUCACCAAGAAGGACCUGAGGGUGCACCUCAAAAUGGUGGACAGCUUCCACAGAACAAGUUUACAGUACGGCAUCAUGGGUCUGAAGAAGCUCAACUACGACAGGAAGGAACUGGAGAGACGCAGGGAGCAGAGCCAGCAUGAAAUGAGAGACGUGCUGGUGUGGAGCAACGAGCGGGUCAUCCGCUGGGUGCAGAGCAUCGGCCUGCGCGACUACGCCAACAUCCUCCUGGAGAGCGGCGUGCACGGCGCCCUGGUCGCCCUGGACGACAACUUUGACUACACCAGCCUGGCGCUGCUCCUCCAGAUCCCCAACCAAAACACUCAGGCACGUCAGAUUCUGGAGCGAGAGUACAACAACAUGCUGGCCCUGGGCACCGACAGGAGGCUGGAUGAGGUGAGCCCUGAGUGCGACGACAAAGACUUCCGCGGACCGUCGUGGAGGAGACAGUUCCCGCCGCGGGACGUCCACGGCAUCAGCAUGAUGCCCGGCUCGGCGGAGACGCUCCCCGCCGGUUUCCGUCUCACCGCGUCGGGUCACCCCCGGAGGCUGCCCCCUGAGGUCGGACCCUCUGCGGUGCAGCGGCUGGACAGCUCUACGGUGAGAACCUAUUCCUGCUGAGAGGAGGAAGAGAGGGACCUUAAACUGUACACUAUACAGUUCUGAGCGGGGAGCCGCCGGACGGGGCCGACCCGACCCGCCGAGGAACACACCAUUGUGACGACACGCACUGCCAAGAAGUCCUGCUACCCCCCCCCCCCCCCGCUCCAUCCCCUGUAACGUAGGCACCAGCUGCCGGUGCUAAACUGUCCUGCAGGCUGCCCAAACCCCCUCCCGCCCCCCCAACCCCCCUCCCUCCCCAAUUUCUAACCUUUUACAUGUACAGUAACUUGUCGAAAAAGCAUAACGUACUGUGUAUUUCUUCUACAGGAGAUGUGUAGGUUAUCUGUAAAUUAAUAUAAAUAUGCCAUUUUUUUAAAGUAUAUAUAUAUACACACACACACCAACACAUCUAUGUAAAAAAAAAAAAAAAAACAGAUAUUCAAAGUUUGUGAGAAGGAAAAAUGUCCCUGCCACCUCAUUUAGUGGACCAUAGAUUAAUAUAUGCUGCUCUUUCAACUGUCUCCGUCUUACCCCUCGCCUCCCCGGAUCAUUUUGUACAUAUGUUUUUAUUUUUUCAUCGUGCCGAUCACGAUGACGGACCUGUGCCGAGAGGAAGAGACUGGGCGUUGUGUGAAACCCCCUUCCGAGCCCCCAACAAAACGUCAUCACCCUCUCUUUUCUUACGGACUCGCCGUCGUUUAACGGAGGACGCGUCGUCAACGACGACAACAAACGACACAACAAGCACUUUGAUACAACCGCGUCAACUCAACGGACUAUUUUCAGUAGCCAAGGACACAAAAACGAAGAGAUGCCGUUGCUCUCCGAAGUUGCACAAAACUUCCUCUCAGAGAACAAAAGGAAGAAGAAGAAGAAGCCGGAGGUCAUUUUUGCGCAGGAUGUUGUUGUACUGUACGUUUUUUGCCGGGCGGCUCCAUGGCGACGAGCUCAGGCCUUCCUCGCCCGUCCGUCACAACGGUACGGAGGGAAUCCCUGAACGACGGAACCGCUUCGGCUCAUCGUGUGCGUCGAGUGUCUGUGGCCAAGUGACUUUUUAAUGACGGGGAAAAAAAAAAACAACCCUGUUUCUUGCUGUGACUUACAUUUGGUGUAACUGUUGACUCUUUUGUUGCUGGCGGCUACUGUACGGCCCGGUUCAUCUGACUUUUAGUUACUUCUAACUAAAAGACACAAAGCUUUUUACAUUUGUUUGGUUUCUUUACAUCUUCAAUUUGCACGAAAACAACAGAUCAUUUUAUUUUGUCUCCACGUCGUCAGGUUUUCUUUUUUAAUUUUUUAUUUAUUACUUCUUGUACUUUGGUCAAAAACUAAGUGGUGAGCAAACAGAUUUUCAUUGUCAAUAAAAACAAAAACUGUCAGUGAA
This is a messenger RNA of Scophthalmus maximus (turbot), 5415 nucleotides long. RefSeq names its product PTPRF interacting protein alpha 2 (gene ppfia2). NCBI's taxonomy places the organism in Eukaryota, Metazoa, Chordata, Actinopteri, Pleuronectiformes, Scophthalmidae. Gene Ontology annotation, biological process: synapse organization. The transcript is spliced from 32 exons. Gene Ontology annotation, molecular function: protein binding. Bases 324 to 4049 code for a protein of 1241 amino acids. Gene Ontology annotation, cellular component: presynaptic active zone. The record is from RefSeq and is a predicted model, not a curated record.